This is a messenger RNA of Daldinia loculata, 1573 nucleotides long. RefSeq names its product short chain dehydrogenase. The transcript is spliced from 4 exons. The coding region runs from base 480 to 1343 and encodes 287 amino acids. Gene Ontology annotation, molecular function: oxidoreductase activity. Gene Ontology annotation, cellular component: cytosol. The record is from RefSeq and is a predicted model, not a curated record. Lineage: Eukaryota; Fungi; Ascomycota; Sordariomycetes; Xylariales; Hypoxylaceae.
CUCUAUAAGACGUAAUCGGCUAAUUGUUCAUAGUUGUAUUUAUUUGCCUUUUCUAUUUACUAACUACUAACUACAAUAUACUAACAGUGUAGUAUUUAACCCGGUCGGGAUAGGUCCCCAGUGGUCAGAUUUGUCAUCUCAUCCGGAGUUAAUGCAAAGCGUCCUUCGUUCCAUUGCGUUACUACGUCAGCGGCAUCCCACUUACACUUACAGCUAACACGGCGCGCCCCGCACUCAAUGGCCUUGAAGUCGUAAUUAUGAAGCCAGUGUGUCUCUGAGAAAUGUAUAAUAGGAUAUGUACCUCCUACAUACCUAUGUAGGACUUCCUUGUCUAUUACAUCUACCUAGGUAGCUUACGUGAAUAGAAUAUAUCAUAUAAUACGAUAACCCCCCUUGGGCCUUUAGAUAUCGGGUCCGUUCUAGAUUCCCAUAACUUGCCGCUCUGUCCUCCUUCAACACCAGCGCAAAAGAUCGAAAGAAUGGCAGCUCCCUUACCGUCCCCGACGCCAACUUGGCACAACGAUACCUACGCAGCUAUCUCCCCGAAACGACCUGAGCUUAGUGCCGCGGGGAAGACUGUCGUGAUUACCGGCGCUGGGGGUGGCGUCGGCCGCGAAACCGCGCUCGCAUUUGCUGACGCUGGAGCUUCUCGUAUCGUACUCCUGGGCCGCACCGAAGAGACUAUCAAGACGGCAGCUUCUGCGCUUCCUAGUUCUGCCUCAGCUCAGACCUUUGCGGUGGAUAUUACUCAAGAAGAUGCGCUUCAACGAGUCGCGGCUGAAGUGGGAACGUGGGAUAUCCUUAUCCAUACCGCCGGUUAUGUCUCUACUCCUGGCCCUAUCGCCUCUUCGGAUACUAACGAGUGGUGGAAAAGCUUUGAGACAAAUGCCAAAGGCACAUUCCUCAGCAUCAAGACGUUCUUACCUACCGCAAACAAGACACAUGCUACCAUCCUAGCUCUCAACACCGGCACCAUUGCGCUCCCCAGCGCGGCCCUGCCCGGCUUGUCUGCGUACAUGGCGUCGAAGCUCGCCGAGACCAAGAUCAUCGAGUUCCUAGCCGCGGAGCAGCCGAAUGUCUUCGCGGCGACGGUGCACCCUGGUCUGAUUGUGUCGGAUAUUUUCAAGAAGAGCGGCGCGAAGGCUGAGGCUGUGCCUUUGGAUAAACCCCAACUCCCGGCUCAUUUUCUAGUAUGGCUGUCCAGCCCCGAAGCUAGCUUCCUGAAGGGUCGCGCUGUGUGGGCUAAUUGGGAUGUGGACGAGCUGAAGGGACAGGCUAAGGCUAUAGAGUCGGGGAUACAGUUUACGAGCGGUAUUAAUGGCUGGCCGUUCUCUGCUGCGUAGUUGGGGAUUCUGGUAAUCCGUUACAUGUGUUUACUUAUACUAGGAGUUGAUAGCAAGGACAUCAGCUUUCCUCGAGUAUUACGGGGAUAUUUCGAGAUAGGCUACCGUCUAUUAAAUUAUAGAAGAUUUUAGAUAUUUACGUAUUAUUGCCUUUAGGAAGCCUACAUACGGGUAUUAAACUGAUACUAUUAAUAAAUGAUCCAUUGAAGUUAAACACAUGCGACUUAUUA